Messenger RNA from Trichogramma pretiosum, 1371 nucleotides. RefSeq names its product venom acid phosphatase Acph-1-like. Lineage: Eukaryota; Metazoa; Arthropoda; Insecta; Hymenoptera; Trichogrammatidae. Bases 141 to 1298 code for a protein of 385 amino acids. Gene Ontology annotation, biological process: dephosphorylation. Gene Ontology annotation, molecular function: phosphatase activity. The transcript is spliced from 6 exons. The record is from RefSeq and is a predicted model, not a curated record.
AUCAAUUGCUAAAAUAAAUAUAUGUUCUAGAUUAGAUUUUAGCAGCUCGUUCGAGGCUCUUCUGGAUUCGCGCAGUUCAGCUAUCUAGCUAACAGUUGUCAAAUCGAAUCUGAUGGGUUGCAAAGACGCGCGAAGCAAUAAUGUCUUUCGUUGUGAUUUUUUUACUGUGCUGCACGAGUUAUAUGGUCAGAUGUGACAACCUAGAGAAUAAUUACAGUUUAGAUCUGAUUCAAGUAUUAUUUAGGCAUGGCGAGAGAACACCGAUCGACUGCGAAUCGAGGAUGCUGCAAGCGGUCAGCAACGCAUCGUCUUACGACCCGUGGGGUUACGGUGAAUUGACAAAUCGUGGAAUGAUGCAAGAGUACGAGAUCGGUCAAAUGUUGCGUAGAACGUACGAUCGUUUCCUGCCCAAGCUGUACAGACCCGAGCACGUAUACGCGCACUCCUCGGGCACGAGUCGCACGAAAAAUUCCUUGGCUUUGGUUCUGGCCGCGCUAUUUCCUCCCGCUGCCGAAUUGAGAUGGAACGAGCAUUUGAAUUGGAUGCCGAUCAAUAUUUUUACCGAUCCGAGACCUCUCGACGUGCUGAACAAGCCGCGCGACUGCGUAAAAUUUAAAAAAUAUUUAGAUGAUCUGAUAAAUUCGACUGAAUUGAAACCUAUGGUAGCGGAACACGAGGAGGUUACGAAUAUCGUUGGCAACAUUUAUGGACAAAAGUUCGAUUUAGGCGAUCUUUUUUGCAUUUAUAAUGCCUUAUUUAUACAGAAAAAUUUAAAGUUAAAUCUACCGCAGUGGUACAACGAUGACAUUUACGCAAAACUCCAAAGGGCCACGAAAUUUCACUUCGAGACCUUGUCAUACAAUUCAGAUCUGAAACGAUUGAACGGUGGAACCUUUGUGCGACGAAUGUUGGAAAACAUAAGAAAAUCACUCAACGAGUCCAAUCGUAGGAAAAUUUAUCUGUACAGCUCACACGAUAAAAAUUUGCACGCCUUCGCUCGAGCUCACGAUUUGGAUUUAGCCGAGUUGCCCGAUUACGGCUCAGCCAUAGUGCUCGAAAAGUACAGCGACGAUUUUGAUAAGCAUUACGUCAAGUUGUCGAUGUGGUCCGGAUUUCCCAAGAAGUUGAGAACUCUGAAAUUGAAAAAUUGCGAAGAAAUGUGUCCUCUCGACGAGUACACGAAGCUCAUCGAUCCCGUUUUACCUUCUGACGAAGAGAUGAUGUGUUUAUUCCAAAAUUUAGAACCCAGAGAUAUUCAAAGAAUUCUCACCACAGAUACGUCAGCUAUAGAUUCGUAGGAUUUGUAAUAAAAAUAAAUAAAUAAUUUUCAAAAAAUUUAAAGAUACAAUUUAUUCAUUGAAUCAAUUUACA